Molecule: messenger RNA, 1614 nt
Organism: Boeremia exigua
Lineage: Eukaryota; Fungi; Ascomycota; Dothideomycetes; Pleosporales; Didymellaceae
Product: peroxin 2
Exons: 1
Coding region: 38-1588 (516 amino acids)
Biological process (GO): protein import into peroxisome matrix
Cellular component (GO): peroxisomal membrane
Molecular function (GO): zinc ion binding
Source: RefSeq, a predicted model, not a curated record
GCUGUCUCCAGCGAUGCCACAGUAACCGCUGCCCCCAAUGCCCGCCGCCGACUUCGCCGCGGCCCAGGAACGCAUUGCCGCCCGCCGCGCCCAACGCGCCGCCGCCGCCCGCACACAACAUGAGGCUCGGUCCUCACGCGCGCUCACGCGCCUACCAUUCCCCCUCGACCGCCUGAGCACCGCCGGCCUCAACACAUGGACCGCCAUCCGGGGCCGCGAGGGGACACGUCCCGAGUUCCGCGUGGGUCAGGUCGACGCCGAGCUGCUUGACGAUGAGCUGCUGGAACUGCUGCGCGCCCAGGUUGGCGAGGCCCUGAAGUACUUCGGCACCCACAUCACCGACACAUACGGCGCCGAGAUCCUGCUCGCCCUGCGCGCUGUCCUUUUCAAACUCAGCAUCUGGAACAACAAUGCCAGCUACGGCGCCCAUCUACAGGGUCUGCGCUACACCGACGCGCGCUCCACCGCACCCAACCGCCCACCCCCCAAGCCCUGGCAGAAAGCCGCCUACGGCCUGAUCACCGUCGGCGGCCGCUACGCCUGGAGCAAGUGGGAAGCCUACCUCGCCGCCAGCGACGAUCCCUCACACCCCGAGCCCCCUAAUCUCGCUCGCCUCACCCACCUCACCACCUCGCUCAGCACCGCGCACGACAUCGCCUCCCUUGCCUCCUUCCUCGUCUUCCUCCUCAACGGCCGCUACAGAACCCUCACAGACCGACUCCUUCGCCUACGUCUCGCGCCCUCCGCUCACGCCACCUCGCGCGACGUCUCCUUCGAGUACCUCAACCGCCAGCUCGUGUGGCACGCCUUCACCGAGUUCCUGCUCUUCCUGCUGCCGCUCGUCGGCAUCGCGCGUUGGCGCCGCAUUCUGUCGCGCACACUGCGCCGCCUGCGCGGCACCUUCUUAUCGCUCAUCGGCCGCGCGCCGCCGUCUGAUGAGGACGCCGCUGCCGACGAGAAGCACGGCGAGCUUGCGUUCCUGCCGGAGCGCACCUGCGCCAUCUGCUACCGCGACCAGAACCCGACCAUCACGAGUGAGUCCGACUUGCUUGCUGCGCCCAGCGGCGGCGGCGUGGUGGGCUCUGCCGCGACUGACAUUACGAAUCCGUAUGCCGCGCUGCCGUGCAAGUGUGUGUACUGUUUUGCAUGCGUGGCGCAGCGGGUCGCGGCCGAGGAGGGCGAGGGCUGGGUGUGUCUGCGGUGCGGGGUGGUGGUGAAAGAGUGCGCGCCGUGGGACGGGGAUGUGCUUGAGGCGCCGCGGCGGGCGGCGAGUGCGAGUGCGAGUGAGCGUGCAGCAGGUGCCGGGGCGGGUGGGAAGAGUGUGGUGUUUGCGCGGGUGGAGGGGUCUGAUGAUAAUGAUGGUGACGCUGAGGCUGAGGAUCUGGAUACGAGUCUCCUCCAUGUCGAUCCCAUGCCUGACACUGUCGAUGCAGGUGCAAGACUAGCGUCUAGCGAGCGCGAUGAGUGGGCGAGGGACGACGAUGAUGAGUACGGGGAUAGUGACGAGGACGAAGACCAGCAGAGCGAGGAGUACGACGAAGACGAGGAGAUAGAGGGCGAAGAGCUGGAGGAGUACGAGGGGAUGUGAGUUAUGAUAUGAUACCAAGUGCAUAG